Messenger RNA from Porites evermanni, 838 nucleotides. NCBI's taxonomy places the organism in Eukaryota, Metazoa, Cnidaria, Anthozoa, Scleractinia, Poritidae. The record is from the annotation of a GenBank genome assembly.
AUGUUGCAGCAGCUAACACUUGUAGCCCUUUUACUGGGUAUAUACGGGGUGUUAGCGCAUGCCGUUGACGGUAAAGAAUCAACCAAAGUAGACGACGAGGCAUAUGGAUAUUGUCCUCCAGGAUACUGGUGCAAGAAAAAGCGGGAGUUUGACAGUGCUGAAUGCCCACGGGGAUUUUUGUGCCGGUCAAAAAGAAGCUACGGGGGAUACGCAUGCCCCCCAGGUAUUUGGUGCCGGAGACUUGAACUAGUAGUAGAUCGCGACACCAAUCCAAAAGACUGCGGAGAGGGGUUAGUAGCAGUUAUCCAGUAAAUAGUGUAACAUGGGAAGAGUAAAUCGCGCGUUCUAAUUGGUCAAUUACGUAUUUACUAUUUACCCUUGGGUGAAUACUGACGAAAGCUGGCGCACGCUUAAGGCCGUGCGCGUGACCUAUUGGGCGAUCAUAUUUUGCUUUUUCCUCAACGUUUUUGCGUGACAUCCAAAAAACGGCUGCGAGGGAGACUACUAAGUUUUAAGAAAUAAGAAAAAUAGGACGGAAAUUUCAAAAUCUGCGUUGUUUUUGUUUCGUAGUCAAUGGUGCAGGAUAAGAAAAACGAUGAUAAGUGAACCUCGUUCUAUGGGUUGUCCCCCUGGUUACUGGUGCAGGAAGAAGAGAUUAACCGAUAUCCUGUCGGAAAGAAAUUGCCCUAGUGAUUUCCACUGCGAUGGCAAGAAAGAAGCUGAUGCGGGCUGCCCCCCAGGGUACUGGUGUAAAAAGAAGAGGGAUAUGAUAGAAACACCGACAAAGAAAAGUGAAUGCCGCAGGGGGAUGUGGUGCAAGAAACAACUCCCAUCUUAA